CAAUCGGUUAAAUCCACUGUCGCCGCGCGGGAGAAAAUAUAUCUCGUGUUUGACAGCGACUCGAUCGCGUCGUGAUUUUGUAACUGCGUGCAUCGCGUUGUAUCGCGGAGUGCGCACGAUUCACGGGUGUCUAAUAAUACAGUGCGUCGCAUGUGUACCGAAGGAAGACGGUUCGUAUUACGGGCGUCCGCUUCCCCAUGCCAGUUACGGGUCGACAAUCGCAAACUUGAAGGAAAUAAUUUAGACAAAUUAUGGCGCCCACCCCGAAGUAUAAAGUUGCAUAUUCGAGAAAACUUGGCAGGUGCCUUGUAGCAGCUAAAAAUAUAGCGGCAGGAGAAGUUAUUAUUCGGGAGCAACCGAUUGCGGUCGGCCCGAUGACGUAUAAGAAAGAUUGUUUGUGUUUUGCAUGCCUGCGUUCGUUAUCGAGGAUCGGCGAAGGGAAACAAUAUACUUGCUCCAGAUGCAACGUCGCACCGUUGUGCAGCGUAGCGUGCGAGACACGGACGAUCCAUCACACGAGUGAUGAAUGCUGGAUACUUCGGGAGAAUCGAGACUUGCUGGCGGGGAAAGGAAUCGACGUAACAGGAAUUUUGUUGGUUUUGCGAUUGUGGCUGAUAAAAUGCAGAAAUCCGACUGUAUGGUCACAAGUAAACAACAUGGAGGCUCAUCUGGACAAAAGAAUGAACACGCCGGUUUGGGAGGACAGAGAAGUCAAUGUAGUAAAUGUGAUUCAAAUGCUUCGCGUACCUGAUGAAAUCGAGCCACCCAGUGCGGAAUUAAUGCAGAAAUUGUGCGGCAUUUUAGACGUGAAUACCUUCGAGUUGCGAUCACCUGGCGUUCUUGACGGUCUUCUUCUUCGAGGUUUAUAUGUUGAAGCAGCUUUGAUGGCUCACGAUUGCAGAGGCAACACUCAUCUCACCGUGGACAAUGAUUUCCAGCUGAGCGUUUAUGCGAGCGUAACAAUCAAGGAAAAUGAGUCUAUUCUUUUCAAUUACACUUCGUCACUGCUGGGCACAGCCGACAGAAGAGAGCAUCUUCGUGAAGGAAAGUACUUUGAGUGCGAAUGCUCUUUGUGUAAGGAUCCCUACGAGUUGCAGUCGCAUUUGAGUAGCGUGCUGUGCCCACGCUGCAAAAAAGGAUUCGUCGGGAUACAAGACACUUCCAUCGUCGAUCCGUAUGAACGGGAAAGUCGGUGGCAGUGUCAGAUGUGCAAGAGGACCUACGGCGGUCGUCUCAUCAGAGCCACGCUGAAUAUCUGCAGAACGCUCAUCGAAGAAUGCGAGGAUACCGAUAUAAAAAGUCUAGAUGGUUUGCUUCGAAAAUUAUCACGAUCAUUACACAUCAAUCACUUCCUGAUGCUAUCCUUGAAGCAGAAGUUAUUGGCGGCAUACAGGAAAGAAAUGACAUCUCCAAAUCCUCAGAAGAAAAUCAUACAAAAGAUGUUGGGCACGUGCAAGGAAGUCUAUAGCGUAUUGGACAUAGUAGAGCCGGGUAUAUCACGUUUGAAAGGAAUAAUGUUAUAUGAAAUGCAUUUGCCUAUAAUAAUACUGGCGAAUCGAUCUUAUUCUGCUCGCGAGAUCUCGUCCGCACAGUUGGCGCAUCAACUACAAGAGGCCAGAGAUCUUCUAAAGAAAGCCCUGACUAUGCUGCUUUUGGAGCCUGCAACUACUCCGGAGGGGAAAUUGGCUAAGCGAGCGCUGGAAGAAUUACGAACGCUAAAUCAGAACAUAGACGACGUGAAGUCCUUACCACCGGAAGAACCGAAAGUCUAUGCGCGUAGAGCGAAAGAAAAUCGCAGAAAGAUCAAAUGACAUAUAUUACGACGAACGAGAUAUUUCUUCUUACAAGUUACAAUUGUUAUUACUUAUGUCGAUAUGAUUAUUAUUCAUAUUGUCACGUAAUGAUAUACUGUUUUAUAUCGUGAGAAAAUUGUUAUUCUGUAAUUAUACUGCAUAAUAAUAAUAAUAAACAAAAAAGAAACAA
This is a messenger RNA of Odontomachus brunneus, 1983 nucleotides long. Its product is annotated as SET domain-containing protein SmydA-8-like. The transcript is spliced from 7 exons. Gene Ontology annotation, molecular function: protein binding. The coding region runs from base 252 to 1811 and encodes 519 amino acids. Lineage: Eukaryota; Metazoa; Arthropoda; Insecta; Hymenoptera; Formicidae. The record is from RefSeq and is a predicted model, not a curated record.